Molecule: messenger RNA, 9956 nt
Organism: Centropristis striata (black sea bass)
Lineage: Eukaryota; Metazoa; Chordata; Actinopteri; Perciformes; Serranidae
Gene: nav1b
Product: neuron navigator 1b
Exons: 33
Coding region: 128-6604 (2158 amino acids)
Biological process (GO): nervous system development; neuron migration; neurogenesis
Cellular component (GO): microtubule cytoskeleton; axon initial segment
Molecular function (GO): ATP hydrolysis activity
Source: RefSeq, a predicted model, not a curated record
CUCUGCACUGUUAGAUCAUGAGAGGGACGCACUGAUGGACACCUGCUCAUCACUCAUCACCUGUUAUCACGUCGUUAAGUUUUGUCAACCUCAUUUUUAGAUCUCAGCCCAGUGACUGUCACCAACCAUGAGCGGUGGAGUGAAUAUCAAAGUCCUGUCUCAGAGUCAGAACGACGCCGGUGUCAGCUCCAGUCUGCCUUUACCCCGCAGCAUGAUGCCUCUCUCCAAGAUGGAUCCCAAACAACAGUACAGCGGCCCCUCUAAUCCCACGCUGCAGUUUCAGCACGCAGCCAAUCGGCGGUCGUCCUAUUCUUCGUCUGCUGAGUCCUCGGGUCCUGCGGAGCUGCUGAGGGGCUCGGCUUUAAAGAACCACCUGCUGCAGCAGAGAACUGGCAUGUAUUCUCACAGGAGCCCUGCAGCUACGGAGCGGACUGACGGGACGUGCUCGGCGUACAGCAGCCCUCAGAUCCCAAAGAGGGAAGUCCGGCGCUCCAAAGACACGCUGGACCUCCGCACCAGCACGCUGACCCAGAAGGCUCUGCGUGACCUCCAGUUAAGACGAAACACCAACAAAAACUGGACUUUUGGGAAAUAUCGUUUGAGGAGCGUGGACAACGCAGGUGAGGACGACGCCUUGUGCCGGCUGUCUGCGAAUGUCCAGUCAGGCCACGGAAGAGGACGCCUCUUCUACACUAAAGGUGCAAAUGGGAACGAGAUAUCCAGCGUGUCUUCAGCUGGAAUGGGCAACAUCCAGAGAGAGGCGAGGAACUUUUCCAACCUGGGUGCUUCAGAAAGAGAAGUGUCCGGCAAACGAUCGAAGUCUUCUCUUCACACAUUCAACACGCAGCGCAGAGCGAGCGAGCCGGGGAAAGUCAACAUGGCCGCUGUGGCUCCCUUCAGGUUCAGGUUUCAGGUCCAUGACGACACUGAUGCCACCCUUGAUGAUCUCAGCGACUGCUCCUCUGACUCCAUGGAGGUCUGCUGUGAUGAGCUAGGAGGCAUGCUUGGAAAUAGUGUGAAAGGCAGAGAAGGAGAUUUGAAGAUGGAAAGGACGGAUAGCACAAAGGCAUACGGCCAAGCAGAUGGCAAAGGAGUUGGUAUGGCAGCGAAGAGGGCCAAGUCUGGAGUGCCCCAGAGCACACAGAGGGGAGAGCUGAAGGUUUACCGGGCAGGGAGCUCUGAGGGCAGGCUGCCAGUGCCAUCCAAUCUCCGCAAGCAGAGGUCUAUGACAAACCUGGCUGUGCUCACUGAUGCUGAGAAGAAGUUGCACCUUUACGAGCCUAAGUGGUGCGAUGACAUGGCCAAGCCCGGAGCAGGGCAGAGCAAGACGGGCAAGCCAAAGACAGCAGGGGGUGGCAGCAGCGCCGGAGGGGGCGCCCCUCUCUCCCGAAACCUUUCCAAAUCCGAACACUCGCUGUUCCAGGGCAAACCCAAGCCCUUCAGCCCUCUGGCUGCUCCAUCUGCUCUGAGCAAGCAGAGCCGCAUACCUCGGGCUCCUUUCGCUGAGGUGAAGCCCCUGAGCAAGGCACCUGAGGAUGGGAAGUCGGACGAUGAGAUCCUCUCCAGCAAGGCCAAGGCCAACGCCAAGAAGCAGGGAGCCGGAGCCGGAGGGGAGUCCGGUUCCAAAGGCCAGGGGGAGGAAGGGGGAGACAAGCCCUUCCUGAAGGUGGACCCAGAACUGGUGGUGACAGUGCUGGGCGACCUGGAGCAGCUGCUCUUCAGUCAGAUGUUAGACCCUGAGUCCCAGAGGAAGCGGACCGUGCAGAAUGUCCUUGACCUCCGCCAGAAUUUGGAGGAUACCAUGUCGAGUCUGCGGGGCUCCCAGCUUAGUCAUAGCUGUAUGGACAGCAGUAACGUGGGCUAUGACAGCGAUGAGACCAACGCUCGCAGCAUAUCCAGCCUGUCCAACCGCUCGUCUCCUCUCUCCUGGCGCCACGGCCAGUCCAGCCCUCGGCUUCAGGCGGGCGACGCCCCCUCCUCCACAGGUGGGGGGUACCAGGGGAGCAAGAUCGGCUCCCAUACCAUGCCGGCUCGCUGCUCCAGCCGCCUCAACAGCACGUCUCGUAUCGAGCUCAUCGAAGGCCUGGAUGAUACCGACCUCAAGUCUGGUUACCUGAGCGACAGCGACCUGCAGGGGAAGAGUCUGCCGGACGAUGACGACGACAACCUGGCUAAUGGUUGGGAUGAGAGCAGCUCCAUCAGCAGCGGGCUCAGCGACGGAGACGGCGAUGGAUCAGAGAACCUCAGUUCCGAGGAGUUCAACGUCAGCUCCUCCCUUAACUCCCUCCCGAGCACACCGCUGGGAUCCAGACGUAACUCUUCUGCUAUGCUCCGUACUGAUGCAGAGAAGCGCUCCCUGGUGGAAAGUGGACUUUCUUGGUACAGCGAGGAUGGAAAGGCCGUCCACAAGCUCGACAGUAGCAGCUAUGACACGGGGAGUCUCAAGACGGAGGCGCCGAGCAAGUGGAGAAAGAAGCCUCCAAGCCUCAGCGAAGAUCCAGGGUGUAAAGGAGAACUGAAGAAGCCUCAAAGCUUGGGUCAGCCAGGGAGUUUCAGGAAAGGUCGUAAUCCCCCUAUAGGAGUGACCUCUCCCAUCACCCAUACAUCUCAGAGCACGUUGAAAGUUGCAGCUCCCAGAAGUGAGAAGCCACUGGAUAAAUCCAGGAUUUCCCUCAAGACUGCUGGUCUACAGCGAUCACGCUCAGAUGCUGGCAGGGAUCAUCAUGGAGAGCACCGCAAGCCCCCGUCAGGUUUAGUUAAACCCACUGCUGGAGCCUCCUUCGGCUACAAGAAACCACCAACAGCCACCGGUACCGCCACUGUUAUGACAGCAGGGGGCGCCACCAUCUCCAGUGGCUCUGCUACUGUGGGGAAAACCCCUAAGUCAUCUGGCAUCCCCGUGAAGCCUGUGGGAGGAGGAAUACCCACGGGUCGAAAGAACAGUUUUGAUGCCAGCAGCGAGCAGAGCUUCUUGGGGCCGAACGCCCGAAACAGCAUUCAGUACCGCAGCCUGCCUCGACCGGCCAAAUCGAGCACGCUCAGUGUGAUUGGCCGCCCUGCACCUCGGCCUGUCAGCGGUACCAUUGACCCCAGUCUGUUGAGUUUGAAACCUGUGCCCAUGGCCUCCACGGGCCCCAGGAUUAAAGAGCCCAGUAGCUGCAGCAGUAAGAUGUCUAAUCGAACGUUCACAGGUCCAGUGAACAUGACCGACCGAGAGAAGGAGAAGGAGAGAGCCAAGGCCAAGGCUGACAUGGACUGUGGUUCUCUGAAAGGAGAGUCUCAGUCCACAGGAGAGUCCACUGUGAAGCUCCACGGCCUGAGAAGGACCAGCAGCAGCAAAUACCCUGAACUGUCAUCACCCACCACACCAAGGAUGCUGAACACUAAGUCUCUGGGUCGUCCACCCAGCUUGGCUCACUUGGACAAGGUCAACUCCAACAGCCUUGACUCCUGUGUGACCAUCCAGGACCUCCCGCCCAAAGUCCCCCCAUAUUCCAAGCUGCAGGACUUGGCUGGUUCCCACACCUCCUCCCGCCUAACCCCGAGCCCAGCGCCUGUGCUCCACAUCGAUUCCCCUGGCUCGUACACCAGCGAGAGCCUGAGUCUGAGUGGAUCCCCGCUGCUCUACCCCAAGCUGUCUGGCAUGCACCGCAGCAUGGAGUCCCUGCCUCUCCAGAUGAGUGUGCCUUCCAGUGCAAGGUUUGUCAGAACUGAGAUCCAUGACAAGGAAGAGAGGGGUGCGGGAACCUGGGGAGCCGGAAGCAGGACAUCCCUAAACCUCACGGAUAGCUUGCAAACAGACAGAAAUACCUUACCGAAGAAAGGCUUAGAACGCUAUGGCUCAAGCCUGUCAGAUAGUGACGGCAAACCGGGACGGCGCCACUCCCACACCAUAGUCAGCAUGACAGAGAGCGAUAGCCCCCCUCAGCUGCCUUCUCCCACCCGCCCUCUCCACCCCUCCUCCUGCAAGGUUCCUCUCACCAACGUGGUUGCCCCAAUUUCUAGCGGCACCCCGAGGAUAUCACGCUCCAACAGCAUAGGCCCCCCCAGUGAGUCAGCCAGCAAUCUCUAUGGAUCCUCCCCUCUGGGCAGCAGUAUGUCCCUGGCUGACCGGCCAAAAAGCAUGAUGCGGUGUGGGUCUUUCCGUGAACCAGGGGAUGAUGUGCAUGGCUCUGUGCUCUCUUUGGCAUCCAACGCUUCAUCCAACUAUUCCUCGAAUGAGGAGAGGAUACAAGGGGAGCAAAUCCGCAAGUUGAGGCGAGAGCUGGAGUCUUCCCAGGAAAAGGUUGCUGACUUGACCAUGCAGCUAAGUGCCAACCUAGGCCAGGCCAAUCUGGUGGCAGCGUUUGAGCAGAGUUUGGCGCUGAUGACGGCGCGCCUGCAGACCCUGUCGGUCUCCUCGGAUCAAAAGGACUCUGAGCUCAAUGAGCUGAAGGAUACCAUCGACGUUCUGAGGGCCAAAAACACAGAAGCUCAAGAAAUCAUUCACGGAGCUCUCAGUAGCCAGGACAUGGAACCUAAAGAGCCACUGAUCAAUCGCCAGAACUCCUCAGAAAGCAUCUCUAGCCUCGCCAGCACCGCCAGCCACUCCAGCAUGAGUAGUCUUAAAGAGCAGGAGGCCAAGAAGAAGAAGAAGAAGAGCUGGUUACGCAGCUCCUUUAACAAGGCCUUCAGUAAGAAGGGCUCCAAGCCAUCAGGACCGUAUGCUGACAUCGAGGAAAUUUCCACCCCAGAAUCCUCUGCACCUUCUUCCCCCAAGGUCCACCAUAUUGGAGACAGUGCUCCAUCAUCAUUGAAAACCUCAGCCUCUGCAUUAUCGUCAGGGCUCUGUGAAGAAGGUGAGGUCGAGGAUGAUAAGGUUGUAACAGAACUGCGUUCAGAGCUGUGGGAGAAGGAGCGCAAACUGACAGACAUCCGCCUGGAGGCUCUAAGCUCUGCCCAUCAGCUGGAGCAGCUGCAGGACGCCAUGAACAACAUGAUGUCGACAGUGGAGAACCUGAAGGCUGAGAACGACAAUCUGAAGACAGGCGGUCUGUCCCCCUGUCCUUCUCCUGGACCUACCAGCUCCGUCUCCCAGUCCUCAGGUCUCACUGCUCUGGGAAGCUCAUCACCUCGACAGUCCCUAGCCGUGCACAUGCCUAAAAGCUACAGCAGGGGGCUGAGUGAGGGGGGCUCAGCAGAUGUCUACUCUGCAGAUUCUCUCAGUCUUUCCUCACAGAGGGAUGAUCACCGCGUUAGGGUAGUGAUCUGUGUUGCAGAUUUACACGUAUUCAAAGAUGAAGUUAAACAGCAGGAUUUCUUCGUCGGCACUGUCCGGGUGAAUGGCAGGAUGGACUGGCCCAUGCUGGAUUCAGCUGUCAGCCAGGCUUUCAAGGUGUACAUUGCCAAGGUGGACCCCACUUCUAGCCUGGGCCUGUCCACAGACUCCAUCUACAGCUACAGCAUGGGCCACAUUAAGAGAGUUCUGGGAGGAGAAGCUCCAGAGACACAGCCCUCUCGCUGCAUGUCCCGAGGCCCCAGUAGCAUCACAGUGGCCCUGAAAGGUUUGAAGGAGAAGUGUGUGGACAGCUUGGUAUUUGAGACUCUCAUUCCCAAACCCAUGAUGCAACACUACAUCAGUCUGCUGCUCAAACACCGCCGCCUCAUCCUGUCUGGGCCGAGCGGGACGGGUAAAAGCUACCUCGCUUCCCGGCUGGCUGAGUACCUGGUGGACCGCAGCGCCCGCGAAGUCACAGAAGGCAUCGUGGUCACUUUCAACAUGCACCGCCAGUCCUGCAAGGAUCUGCAGCUUUAUCUUUCCAACCUGGCCAAUCAAAUCGAUCGGGAAACCAGCACGUCAGAAAUACCGCUGGUCGUUAUUCUGGAUGACAUUCAUGGGCCUGCUUCCAUUAGCGAACUUGUUAAUGGCGCUCUCACCUGCAAAUAUCACAAAUGUCCUUACAUUAUUGGAACAAGCAAUCAGCCAGUGAAGAUGAUCGCGAACCACGGCCUCCAUCUCAGCUUCAGGAUGGUGACCUUCUCCAACAAUGUGGAGCCAGCCAACGGCUUCCUGGUGCGCUACUUGCACAGGAAGCUGAUGGAGUCGGAGGAUGAGAGGAGCCUGACCAAUGAGGACCUGAUCAGGGUUUUGGACUGGGUGCCCAAACUGUGGUAUCAUCUGCACGCCUUCCUGGAGAAGCACAGCACGUCAGACUUUCUCAUCGGCCCUUGCUUUUUCCUGUCCUGUCCAGUCACGGUGGAUGAGUUUCGAUCGUGGUUCAUUGACCUGUGGAACCACUCUAUUAUUCCUUAUCUGCAGGAGGGGGCCAAGGACGGCAUCAAGGUCCACGGCCAGAAGGCGGUAUGGGAGGACCCGGUGGAGUGGGUGAGGGGCACGCUGCCUUGGCCAUCUGCCCAGCAGGACCAGGCCAAGCUGUUCCACCUGCCUCCGCCCAGCAUCGGCUCCAGCAGCCCCGGGCAGCUCUGUGAGGAGAGGCCUCACAAGGAGACUCCACCCAGCUCCAUGGAAUCUGAUCCACUGAUGGCAAUGCUUUUGAAGCUUCAGGAGGCUGCCAAUUACAUUGAAUCUCCAGACAAAGAAGACCCCAGCCUGCCUAAACUUUGAACACAAAGCUCACACUUCACACUUAGCACUUCAAAUUGUCUGCUUUUUUUUCUGUCUGCUGUGAUGACGCAGUGCACAUUCAGGAAACAAAUGAUCCCUCAGAAACAGUUAAAGUAGGUUAAAGGUAUAACACACACCAUUUCAUUACAUCCAGUAUUUUUCAACAGACUGUUCACAAGUAUUGAAUGAAAAGCUAUAUUCCAUUACGUUCCUGUAUAUUUGACUGGAAAACUUUCACUUCAGUUCAGAUCCCUUUACCACCACGCUAGCACUCGUUAGUGCUUUUAGACCGGUGCUAAUAGAUCACUUCUCAGCACUUAGACUUCAGGUGAUUUCUGCAACAGCACAUGCAGUCCAUCCCGUGUCGUGCUCAAGUGCAUCAUGGGACAUGGAGUGCUUGUCAACAGGAGCUAUUCUCUAUUAUUACGGUGACUCGUUUUGGAAAAAAGAGUAUGACAGCAUAAAAAAUGCUACUAUUUAUUGCAAAGUUCCUCGGUACAUAUCUACUGUAUAAGUCUUUGACGGCCAAAUCUUAUACAUAUGCAAUCCUGAACUUUACAACCUGAGCAGGUGAAACAAAGAAAAAUGCCUUAAGAACAAAGACGUCAGUGUCACCUCAACUUCAGCAGAGUUUACUGGUGCUUUCCUUCAAUAUCACCCCAGCUAAGACAGUCAGGAAUCAGCUAUUUCUUCAACUUUCUACAUUAUUUAUUUCAAUUAAUCUUCUUUUUUUUUUUUACAAUAUCAAAUGAUAACAUAUUAUAGGAACAGUUAUCGGUAUAUGUUUUACAUCUUAUUUAUCAUUUUUAUGGCUUAUAAGUUGAAAAAUUAAACUUGCUGUCAUACUCUUUUGCAUGAAACAAAACCUCUUUGUCGCUGCACAGUAUACAGUAUAUGUUUUCCAAGCACUUAAUUUAGUUUUAGGAGCUGCUAUAUUGUCAAACAAGUGUCACCAAUGCUGCCAUAUAUAUCAGGUAUUAGAUACUUAUUACACAGGGAGAAUAUAACAUAACAAAACACCCUCUGAUUAAACAGAUUGAGCUAAAUCUAUUUGAAUCAAAUUCAGAUUUUUUUCUAUAAUAUUCAUCUAGGAAAGAGUACAUUUGUUUCAAAUCUUUCCCCCCCCAGUAGUAGAGUAGUUUCUGUAUAUAUUAUGUACAUACAAUCAGGCUACAUCGCAGUUAUUUUAUCUAUAUUAGUUGGUGCAAAUAUCUAAUAUACUGAACCAAAUACUGUACUUUAAUCAUGCAUAUUGACUGUCAUGCUAGUGGUUUAAGUUUAACUAUGAAUGUAUAGAAAAACACUUAUAAAAACAACAAUUUAACAGUAUAAAUCAUGUAGUAGGUGCUUUUAAAGGCCUUAUCACAAAGCUCCACUGCAAAACACUUUACCAAUGUCUGAGUAGAGUGACUUUAAAGCUACCUAUGCCCAUUUUUAUUUGCAACAUGCACUUCAUAAAGAGAAAUUAAGAAAAUCUUGCUUGUUCUCAUCAUUUAGGUACAUAUGGUGCUUUUUAAAAAAAUGUCCCGAGCUGUUUUAGUGUUGAAUAAAGAUCACGUAGACUUUCAGGGUAGGUUAGCAAACAGUUUUGUGUCAUGCAGUAGAACUGUCAACGCUAAAAAGUAAUGUGAAAUAGAUCUGGAAGAUAAUUUCUGAUAUUUUUUAGGACGUGUUGUUGAAGAAGUGUUGAAGACAUUAGACAGUGAAGUCAUGUGAGACAUUGUGCGGUGUACGCCCAUGUUGAUGUCGUACGGUAUUUAUAUUCGAGAACACUUUGGGUUCACGACACGGUAACAAAAGUGAUUAUGGAGAGUCGUCGUCCCACGGCAAAGAUUUAAACACUUUUUAAGGUACUUUUAUGUCGAUUUUUUUUGUAAAGAAUGGAGUAAAUGGCAGACAAAGUGGUUGUGCAAGUGUUGUCGGAAUAAUUCAUCCCAAACCGUGUCAUUGUUUAGGUGCUCAGACUAAACUUCACAUGUACAUAAAUCCUGUAAAUGAAUGUCAGACCACUUUUAUGACAGCUCGAUUAGAAAGUUAUAAAUUGUAUCUGAGCUGCUUUUUGCUUCGUUAUUGCACAGUUUGCAUAAAGGCUGAGAACAAAACUUCAAGCUAGUCCGCAGCUCUGAUUGGUCGCUUGUAUAAAAAAUGAUUAAAAAUGAAUGAAUUAAAGACGUCAAAGAGCAAAAAAAGAUGCCAAAUAUCCGGUGACUCUCUCGCCAAUUGAGAAUAAUGUCAAUUAUUGUAAAUAUAUCGGACAGUAUUACCAACCCUGGUCUGUUUCUGCAGGUAAACAAAAGCCAUCAGCUCGAGCUUCUCAUCUCAUUCACUGGUUGUUGUGCCUGUUGCUCUGUAGUAGCUGUGAUUUGUGUUUGCUUAUUAGUGUAUCACGACUAUGCAGCAACUUCUACUGGUGUUGGCAAUCAGCAAAUGUCUGAUCCUCACAAGCGAACGCAGUGUGUUUUCAUCUGGUCUGUCUUUGAGUUCUUAAUUUGGACCAAAUUGCACCAUGGGACAAAAAAUGGGAGCUUGUUUUUGUAGCAGGUGGGACUGAGCCUUAAAGAGUGGAGGACUUGUUUGGAGUUGCAUUUAGAACAGGGUUCAUAGAUAGGUUCAUAGUUUAAGAAAAUUAAGCAGUUUGGAAGCUGUUUUAUGUGUUUUGUCCUUAUGAAUGGCAACAAAAGUAUCAUAAGUGGAUUUGUAAGUGGUCCAAUGACGAUAAACAAACAAAAAAAAGGUUUAAAAAUCUAAUUAUGAGCCUGAAAUAGUUGGCAAGAAUCAGCACUUCACUGUUUGUUAAUUUUAUGUAGAAUCAAACCAGAUAACGAGAUGAAUCUGAUCAUUUGGGCCAAUACAGGUUGCUGAAUAGUCAUAUUUUUGCAAAGCUUGUUGUGGACUAAACUAAGAUUUAAAAAAAUGUUAUGCGGUAUCUAAUGUCACUGACGUGCAAAUGUUAAGGGUUUCUAAGUGUUGUAAAUGCAUGUAAACUUGCUGUGUGAUGAGAAAAAAUGUUAACAUUAAUGUAUUGUUUAGGAAAAUCAUUCUAGAUAAUGUUUUCCUUUUUAAUACUCAAAAUAUUUGAUAUUUCUUUUUUCUUUUUUUUCUAAGGAAUCCUUUGUAAAACUUAAUUUCUCUAUUUUGUACAGGGCAUCAUUGUAAAGAUUGUAAAUAGGGUCGGCAUUCUGGAUGCGGCAACAAUCAUUGAGGAGGGGAAACAUUUAAAAAAAAAAUCAUCCUUGAGAGAAAGGUUAUAUUUGUUCAGAGUUGGAUCCUGUAAAUGGAUAAGGCAUGUUUCUGAAGGCUUUCAUCCACCUAUCACUGGUUGUUGGAAUCAAUAAAAUACAUGUUAUAUUUA